UUCAAAGUCCGCUGAUAGCUUUGACAGGUUUUUCACCAUUCAACUGCUGCCCACGAUCGCCAAUUCCAGUCGUGAGCCGGCGCUGGCGUCGCGGUCUUACGUCAGUUCCAGAAAUGUCAUUCAAUGGUGGAGUGAAGUGCAGCAACUGUGUGAAAUUUUGCUAAAAAGCAGCAUUUUUCUGGUCCGUGUUGGUUGGUGGCAAAAUGGAUAAGAACUUCGAUGGAGAUUCCGUGCACAAUGUCCAGGCCAAGCAGAAGGCAUCGGUGAAGUGGCUGCUGUCGAAGGCGUACAACAAUCAAGUUCCGGCCCAUCUGAAGGAGCCCUUCUAUCGUGAUAUCUCCGGCAUUGAGCAGCUGAAGCCACAGAUUGUCAUUGGACUGGGCAAUGCGUCGCUCUACUGUCAGACACUGUCGAAUCUGUACUCCGAUCCAAACUAUCAGAACCUCAAUCAUGGCACAAUUCUGCAGAUUCUCAUCAGGAAGUGUGUCCUGCUGCCCGAGAACGCUGACACGCCGCUCACGGAGACAAUCCUCAUUCAGACGAAUCCACUCAAGACGAAAGCGCACAUGGUGUUGAUUGAGUCGCUGAUGGCGCUGUACAUCAAGGAGGUGGGGACGUUUGAGAGGAUCUCCAGCGCUGUGGGGCGCAUCGCGGGGCGCGCGCUGGCGCUCGAGGGUCAGCCAGGACAUCAGGAUCCGCUGCUGGCGUGGGUGGCGCACGUGUGCGUGGCGCUGAAGCAGCGCAUCGACGCCGAGAGUGGUGGUCAGAGGGUGCAAGAGCUGGAGCAGUGGUUCGACAAGGUGUUGAGCCUCACGGACUACAACGAUCUGUCGGAUGGCGUGUGUCUGGCCUUCCUCAUCUCCUACUACAGCCCAAAGCUGGUGCCGUGGCACGCGGUGCGCGUGAAUUACAUCCCAACCGUGGAGGAUUGCAUCUACAACAUGCACAUCGUGAGCAGCUUCUGUCAGCAGCAUCUGCCAUACUCCGUCUACCACAUGAUUCCCGAGGACAUUGCCUACAUCAAGGGCACCAUGAAGCAGAAUCUGCAGGUGUUCGUGGCGGAUUUGUUCAAUCUCUUUGAGAUUCACCUCGUCAAUUGCAUCACGCAUCCUGACUUUGAAAAGGACAAGUUGGCUUCAAUUAAUGAACAUGGGGUGACACUUCGACGAGGACUAACCAACCACCCAACAGUAAUCACGAUUCCUGAGUUGAGAAGCAACUUAGAUUCUGCUUUUAUCACAACGACCACAAAACCGCAUUCUUCUUCAGGCUCUCGAAUAGCAUUGUCUCCGCCACUUGCGAGACAAUCGUCGAAGACUGAAACUGAUUCUCUAGAUAGUGCCUAUGUUGUUCAUCGGAGUCGUCCUGUGCCGACACUCACGUCCAUUCACCACGAAGCAUCGCCACCGCCGCCGCCCAGCUCAGCGGAGCGCGGCGGCUCGGCACAGCAGCUGCAACACUAUGGCGAAGACAGACACAGCAGCAGCAGCUUCCAUGACACUCCGGCUGGACGGCCCAGCAAUUGGGAUGAGCAUCGGAAGCAAUCGUUUGCCGGGCGUCGUUCGCGCAAGAAUUCCCUGUCGGAUGAGUCGCAGCUGACGAUUGAGAACUUUGGUGGGUCUCAGGAGCAUCUGAAUCACUUCUUCAGGCCGGAGCGUGAGCAACAGAGAGCGUCUCCGGGUGCUUCCAUUGGUGAGCCUGCUGUGCCGGUGCGAUGUUCAAUUCAGGAUGCCAGAGGGACAUUCCAGAUUGGUUACGAUGUGGAGGCGACGACGGCGUCGCCGCGUGAGGAAAUGCGGCGGAGUAAUAGUGUGAAGAUGCCAACGCCUCCGGUGCCAGAGAGGAUUGUGUACAAGGAUAUUCAGUUCUCGCCAGAGAAUCGAUUUGCUGUGCAGAAGAACAAGAUCAACAGCUUCUUCAUCAACAAUGCAGCGGAGAACAAUGGCGGCACGACGACAACAUGGCAGCAGCAGAAGCAGUGGCAUCAGAUGGAGGAGGCAGGAGACAGUGGGCAGACGCAGGAGAAUGAGAUUGACGACAGGAAGCUGCUGUCCAUCAGGUCACUGAUGGAGGAGAAGCGGCGACACAUUGAGAUGGAGAAGAGGCGAAUGGAGAUGUCGGCGUCGCAGCAGCACAAGAAGAUGGGCGAUGUGGCGUACAUGCAGACGCAGCAGCAGCAGUACAGGAAGGAGAAUAGCGCUCCAGUGCGGCCAACGUGUUCACCACCGCCGCCACCACUCCCCGUCGCCGCGCCGCCGCCCGCCAGUGUUCCGUGCGACGACAUGGCGCCGCAGAACAUCUCGUUUCUGGGCGAUGAGGAGGAGAUUGAGGUGAAUCAUCAUCACCAUCGCGUGAGAGAACCAUUCAGCAUUGUGCAGACGCGGGAGAAGCCCGAGGAAUUCUACCUGACCAAGGUGAAUGUGUCCAAUGGCAAUCAGACGUACAGAUUGCCAACGCCCGGACGCACGAGUAUCACGUCGCAGACGUUUGCGGAUCAACGACAGGAGAAGAGUGGCCAUGAGACGGGAUUCUUCAUUGGAUUCGACACGAAUCAGCCGAUCAAGCCCAAACCAAUGCUGCGCACGAGUCAUCCGGAGUUGAGGCGAGUGGAGCGGCCGAGUCCCAGGCAAACGCCGCCGGUGCAGACGCCGCCGCCGCCGAAGCCGAUGGAGAGGCGAGACAUUGAGCGGAAGAGCAUGACGAUGAUCAAUGAUCGACUGGCGGAGGAGGUGAAGAGUGAGAGUCCUCAUGUGGCGCGCAAGGGUGAAUCUCUGCUGCUGGCGCUGGAUGACUCGCCGCGCUCGGACACGAGUGUGUUGGAUGAGAUGGAGCGCAAGAAGGAGAAGAUUAUGCUGUUGUCGCUGAAGAGGCGCGAACAGCAGGAGGAGGUGAAGGCCAGGAAGGAGUUGGAAGCGAUGCGACGACGUGAGCGUGAGGCGGAGAAAGAAGCAGAAAAGGUGCGCAAGAAGGAGGAAAUGGCAUCGCGACGACAGCACAUCUUCGAGGCGUACAAGCUGAAGAAGAGUCUGGAGGAGGCGGAGCGCGAGGGCAAGAGUCUGGACAAGGCGGAAUUGUUUCUGGCUGGCAAGCAGAAGUCCGUGGCCAAGAGGAGCACUCAAGUGGCGAGACCACGUCCCAAAACCAUUCACAUUGAGUCGGGCAGUAUUGAGAUGAACAACAUUCACGUGCGUCCACGCAAGGAGCACAGCAUGGACAUUGAUUCCGGCACCGGCAGCAGUUCCAGCAUGAAGAGGGACUUCUCCAGGGAUCAGGAUUCAGCAGGCAAAAGCAGCGUUGGGAAGCAGAGUCCCGUGUCCAGGACGUCAUCGUCUGUCUCCUCGGGUGUGGCGAGUUUUCGCGGAAGGAAGUCAAACUCACUGAUGAAUUUAUCAGAUUCCAGUGGCACUUUGUAUCGGCCAGUGGCGCCGCGACGGGCUCAGUCGCCGAUGGGACGUCACAUCACAUCACCAUCUGGCCCGGGAUCCCUGCCGCCGGGCCUCGUGACGAAACGUCGCGGUUUCGACGAUGGAGCCAGUGAUAUUUCGUCAACGCCGAGCUCCAUCCUCGAAUACUCAGGUCCAAAGUUGUAUAAACAACCAACAGCCAAAUCAAAUCGUGGCAUAAUUCUCAAUGCCGUGGAGUAUUGUGUGUUCCCAGGGAUUGUCAAUCGUGAUGCCAAGCAGAAGUUGCUGGAGAAGAUUGCACGAUCUGAGGCGAAGCACUUUCUCAUCCUCUUCAGAGAUGCCGGCUGCCAAUUCCGGGCGCUCUACAGCUUCUAUCCGGAAAGUGAUAGCAUAAUCAAAUUGUGUGGAACGGGACCUAGUCAAGUGGACGAUGUCAUGUUUGAUAAGUUUUACAAAUACAAUUCGGGGAGUAAAUGUUUCUCGCAGAUUCACACGAAGCAUUUAACAGUAACAAUAGACGCUUUCACGAUUCACAAUGCGCUGUGGCAGGGCAAGAAGAUCAAUCUGCAGAACAAGAAGGACAUGGUUCUUGUUGUCUGAAUUGUUGUGCGCCUUCGGCCGAAGGAUCAGAACUGAGUUAAGAGUUUUAAGAGCGUGUGAAAAAAAUGGUGAAUUCAUCAUUUUUU
This is a messenger RNA of Phlebotomus argentipes, 4090 nucleotides long. RefSeq names its product patronin (gene Patronin). The transcript has 11 exons. Gene Ontology annotation, cellular component: microtubule minus-end. The record is from RefSeq and is a predicted model, not a curated record. Gene Ontology annotation, molecular function: spectrin binding; microtubule minus-end binding; calmodulin binding. Bases 204 to 4004 code for a protein of 1266 amino acids. Lineage: Eukaryota; Metazoa; Arthropoda; Insecta; Diptera; Psychodidae. Gene Ontology annotation, biological process: negative regulation of microtubule depolymerization; neuron projection development; cytoplasmic microtubule organization.